AAUGAUAAAAUUUCAUAAAUUUUGACUUGGUGUUAAUAGGUGUUAAUAUUAUUUGUUGUUGCAAAAUAUGGCACAAUUAUUGAAAGAUUUUGUAGCCAAAUAUUCAAACGGCUUUCCUAGGGGCUCUACAACUGGACUUUCGGUACUUCUUGGAGUAGGCUUGGUGGGUUUUGGGGUAAAGGAAUCUUUGUAUACAGUUGAUGGUGGUCACAGAGCAAUUAUUUUUAGCAGAAUAGGUGGUAUUCAGAAUGAGGUUUACGCAGAGGGCUUACAUUUCAGAAUUCCAUGGCUACAGUAUCCUAUUAUUUAUGAUGUUCGUUCUCGUCCACGAAAGAUUUCUUCUCCUACUGGAAGCAAAGAUCUUCAAAUGGUCAAUAUUAGUCUUAGAGUGUUAGCAAGACCAAUGGCAUCAAGUUUACCACAACUGUACCAAAGACUAGGUUUAGAUUUUGAUGAAAGAGUACUGCCAUCUAUUUGCAAUGAAGUUCUUAAGAGUGUUGUUGCACAGUUUAAUGCUUCUCAAUUAAUUACAAUGCGUCAAGAAGUCAGUUUAAUGAUUAGAAGGGAUCUUGUUGAUCGAGCUAAAGAAUUCAAUAUUAUACUUGAUGAUGUAUCAAUUACUGACCUUAGUUUUAGUGCUCAAUACACAGCUGCUGUAGAAUCAAAACAAGUUGCACAGCAAGAAGCUCAAAGAGCAACAUUUUUAGUUGAACGAGCCAUUCAAGAGCGACAACAAAAAAUUGUAGCCUCUGAAGGUGAAGCAAAAGCUGCUAUGUUAUUAGGAGAGGCAAUUAAAGAAAACCCUGGAUAUCUAAAACUAAGGCGCAUCAGAGCUGCACAAGAAAUAUCAAGAGUGAUUGCAAGCUCCCAAAACAAAGUUUAUUUAAAUUCAAACAACUUGCUUCUGAAUAUUAAAGAUACUGAUCAAAUUGACUUUGGAUUAAAAUAAACUUUUUUUCUUACUCUCUUUGUAAAUAUGAGAAAAUCUUUGAGAAAGCUUUUAAGCUAUA
Messenger RNA from Hydra vulgaris (swiftwater hydra), 1010 nucleotides. Its product is annotated as prohibitin-2. NCBI's taxonomy places the organism in Eukaryota, Metazoa, Cnidaria, Hydrozoa, Anthoathecata, Hydridae. The record is from RefSeq and is a predicted model, not a curated record. Gene Ontology annotation, cellular component: membrane; mitochondrion. Gene Ontology annotation, biological process: mitochondrion organization.